Molecule: messenger RNA, 3393 nt
Organism: Plectropomus leopardus (leopard coralgrouper)
Lineage: Eukaryota; Metazoa; Chordata; Actinopteri; Perciformes; Serranidae
Product: meteorin-like protein
Molecular function (GO): hormone activity
Source: RefSeq, a predicted model, not a curated record
AUGUUGCCAAAUGUGAUUAUUCUGAUGUGCAUCCUGGCUCCUCAGUUACUGCACUGUACGGCUGAUCUGUGCAACUGGACUGGAAGCGGUUUUGCAGCUGGCGUGGACUCCAGGAUUGUCUUCCAGGUGCGGCUGCGCUGUACAGAGGGCUCGGUGAGGUGGAUAUACCCGGGCCAGGCUCUCCGGGUGGUCCUGGAGCCCAACUUGUUCUCUGCCAUGCGCACCACCGUCUGCAUCAAACCGUCUCCCUCUUUCCGGGGAGCCAGCGUGUUCAUUGAACGCGCCGGGGAGCUGGAGCUGCUGGUUACGGAUGGCGGGAGACCCGGGCAGCAGGUGUUCUGUUUCCGGGCAGAUGGGCCGCACAGGCCCGCUAUCUACCUCCAGUCCAGCCCGCAGAGUGACGGACCCUGGAGCAGACGCAUGAUGGGCUUCAGAUAUGAGCUGCUGGGAAACAGGAGCAACGUGGGCUCCAGCGGGCUUCAGACUUCAUGCCGACCCUGCAACGACACAGAACUCCUCAUGGCCAUCUGCAACAGUGACUUUGUGGUCCGAGGCUACAUUAAAAAUGUCACCCACGACCCUGAGCGUCGGAUGUCGUUGGUGGAGGUGAAUGCUGUGAAGGUGUACUGGCAGCGGAGCGGCGUGUUUGAACAACAAGCAGCUACCUCUGGGUCACCUCGGUCCGUCCUGUCUUGGCGUGGACACAUCCACACACUCCUGCAGUGCCACGUGAAGCCUGGGGACGGAGAGUUUCUCUUCACAGGGUCAGAACACUUUGGGGAAGCUUGGUUAGGGUGUGCCCCGCGAUACAAAGACUUCCUGUCUGUCUACCAGACCGCCUGGGCAGCACGUCGGAAUUCCUGUGACUUCCCUUUAGACUGAGGAAGUGUGUUGUUUUAGCACUAAACUGGGCCCAGCCUGUUUUUAUCCACUGGCCUCCUCACCCCUGGCACUGUGGGAUCCCUGUUAAGUUGUCAUGCGCCAGCAAGGUGGCAUCCAGCAUCACCAGCAGGGACGAAGCUGUUUAAUUGCUGGUAGAAAACACAUUUGGAGGAGCAGAGCAGGGCCAAACAGCAGGGCCUCCUGCACUCAGGCUCAGAGAGAGCCGGUCUUUGUCUCGCUCCCAUCACUGCCUUCAGUCCUGGGAGACUGAGAAGGGGUUGGGUUGCUGCUCUCUCUUUGUGCUUCUCCCUACAUCAACGGUUGUUCACUUUGCUGGCUCUGUGUGACAAUUGCCCCCUGAACUGAGGUGGGAGGGAAGACUGAGGCAGGGCCAUUCAUUAUCCCCAGUUUAUCCUUGUGAAUAGGCUUGUGCAAGGACAAUUGAUUGCAAAGUUAUUUUUAUUCUCAUUCAUCGGUGCUUAAAGGUGCAAUGUGUAAGAUAUAGCCAGAAUUUGAGGAUAAAACCUUUGAAAAAAUGAACCAACAGUAUCAACAGAAUGUGAAGAAGUAACAGUUUUGACAUUAUGUCAAAGAUAUUUAUGUGCUGUGUUGAGAGAUAUCUACUGAAAAGAGCGUGCUAACCAGUUUGUCCUGGUUUGUCCUGUCUUCCUCGAGAGGUGAUAGUGAGUCACUGUAGCGUCCAGUCUGCCCUAGAUAGAUAAAGAGAACUGGAUACAGCGUUACAGGCGGGGCUUCGUUCAUUCCUAUGAAAGUUGCUCAUUGGUGCAUGGUGCCAAAAAAGUUUGACUUCUGGGGUUCAAAAAAAACAAAAACAAACCCAAAUUACAUACAUAGUGAGGCUCAUAGAGCAAGUGCACUGGAGACUUUUGCUGGCAGACUUCCAGUUUAGCGCUUCGCUCAACUUGAAUGGGGAUAAAAUAGUUGAAUCUUGCAGCUCUUUUAGACUUUAAAAAUGUUAUUGGCACAAACGGAUCAAACUGUGAUAGUUUGAAACACUCUCACGGGGGGGUCUGUGCUGCUGAAAAAAAAUGUAUUCACUGAUUUACAGACUUCUUUUUCCCAAUUUAAGACUGUGGGAAAGAAACCUUUGUGCCCAAUUGCAUCACGGGACAAGCCUAGAAAUUGUAAUUCCACGUUUUGGCCUCUAGGAGAAUUCUAGGCGCUUUAUUGUAGGCAACAGGACUUGCUUGAGUUUCUUUAAGACAUUUAACGUCUAGGCUGAGUGGCUUCUUCAGUUCUAACAGACAAGGAGGGAGUCGCAGGCUUUAAACCCUGUGAGGGUGUGAACCUUUACAGAGUCCUCGGGGUCACAUGUGAGUCGUUGACCCAUCUGGCCAUCAUGUGGAUCAUUAGGGCCAUCAUCAUCAGACCUAGACUAGUCUGUUAGAAGCUGAAGAAGCUGCUCAGAUGAGAGGCAAAAUGUCUUCAAGGAAAGUCCAGUUGCCUACGAUAUAGCCGCUAGAAUUACCAUGACCUGCAUGACUGAGAUCUUCACCAACUCGAGAAAAAUUAGCUUCAAAAUCUGGCACGCUUUCUGGAUGCCUGGGGAUCUCUCCCAACAUAAGUUCAGCUUUCAUUUUAUGUCCUGGACUUCCUCUUUCAUAUUUGGAGAAGCUUUUUUCAGUCUCAUCUUGCUUGCUCAGUGCAAGGUGUUCGUGGUCGACCAAACAGAGUCUGCAUAAAGUACAAACGAAAUUCCCAGUUGCUACCCGCUUAAGCACAGUCUGGGGUCAAGUGUCGCCAAGCUAGACAAGCUAGCCCCAUUUGGUCAAGUUCCAAGCUCACGAUUCAGACACGAUCGAGAAUAUGUCCCAGUUCAGACAAUCCAACAUUCAGAAUCUGUAAUACUGGUAUGAUUAGGUCAGCUUCUUCAAGUUGAUACACAACCAAACUAACCUGCUUAGACUUAGCUUCCAGGUGUACCGUUAGUCAGUCAUUCAAAUCUGUGAUCUUAAAUCAUAAUCAAAAAGCCGAGAGACACACAAAGAACAGUCAGUGCAACUAACGGCAACACAGAUUGCAUCGCAGAUUUGAUGUGACUGUUUACAACUACUGCGUGUGAAGACUAUAAGAUUGCAGUGUUAUUUUGACUGUCUCUUAGAGUUUCAGCAGUUUGGUUGAAUUUUUCGUAUUCUUGCCCUGCUGUUAGUGAGUAGUUGGCUUGAAGUUAAAAUGCUGCCACCCAUUAGUUUGGAGCAUGUGAUCAGACCAAGAGACAACGUCCGGAGCUGAAAAAUGAAACCAAUGCAGAGGCUCCCAAAACUGCAGUUCACUAAAUGGCAACUUGUGGCAGUAAAUCCCUGAAGACCCCCAUGUUAAAAAUCCUGACUUUAAAGCAGAAAUAAAAAUGUUUACAGCCUGGUACAAAUUAUUUAUGCAGUCUAUGAGCCACAAAUUACAUAUUGCACCUUUUAGUUCCAAUCCCUUUUGUCUUUUUACGUGUUCACCUCUGAAUUAAAUGUUUUUGUACAUGUUUAAUUAAAAAAAAAA